Eupeodes corollae is the source of this 899-nucleotide messenger RNA. Its product is annotated as general odorant-binding protein 56d-like. NCBI's taxonomy places the organism in Eukaryota, Metazoa, Arthropoda, Insecta, Diptera, Syrphidae. The coding region runs from base 331 to 735 and encodes 134 amino acids. The record is from RefSeq and is a predicted model, not a curated record. Gene Ontology annotation, molecular function: odorant binding. The transcript has 2 exons.
UAAAUAAAAGUUUAUUACGUUUCUUGUAAACGAAUAAAAUAAAGUCCAAUUCGGUACAUUUUGAAGUAAUAGGUAAUUGUGUGAUACGCCACCUUACUUAAAUUGCAAUUUAUGGCUAAACCUAGUUUGGCAGUUUCAUCGUUUAAAGUGAUAAAUUGUUAAAAUUAACAAUAGAGCAAAAACAUAAAAGUACCUCAAGCGUAAAACGAAAAAGCAAUCACAAGCAAUUUUUGAAUGGUUAAUUUACCAAAAACUGGUUGAAUUAUUGCAUUUUGAUUAAGUAUAUAAAUCACCAACAAAAUUCUAUAGAAACAGUAACAAGAAAUCAUCAUGACAAGAGUAUUGAUGUUCCUUGUGAUAAUAGCUUUGGGCGUCCAAGCUCGGGCUGAUCCUCCAGAAGCAUUAGACCACACAAAAUUUAUUGAGGCCAGUAAUUGUUUGAAAAAGGAAAAUCUUAUAUUUGCUGACGUUUUGGAAUUCGCUCUAGAAGACAAAUUGGAAUUAGCUGAAAAAAAUCCAAAGUUAAAAUGUUUCGCUUCGUGUUUGUUGGAAUAUGGAAAACUUAUAGAUGGUUGUACGAUUCUAAGUAAAAACUCAGACACAGUUAAGGACAAACAAAUGGAGAAGUUCGUCAAAUUAGUAGAUAGUUGUAAGGAUGUUGUUAAGGGAAGUGAUCGUUGUGAAUGUGGAUUUCAAUUGAUCAAGUGUAUAACAGAGAAAGGAAAAGAGAAGUAGGCUUGCUUUUUUAAUAUUAUUAUUGAUUUACUUUUUAAUUAUUAUAAUUUGUACUUAUUUUGGUUUAUGUAUUUUACGGUUCUAAUUUUCGUUAAAUUGUUUUUUUUCGACAUUUGUUUAUUUUGGCAGUUUUAAAAUAAAUAUUUUAUUUUAAUUAAAUUUCA